GAAGAGAGAGAGAUGUUCUUGGAUGUAGCUUGUUUUCUCAUUGGAGAAAAGAAAAGCAAGGCUGUAGCAGUGUGGGAUGGAUCGGGUUGGAGUGGCCUGCAUGGUAUAGAAACACUCCUGAAUAAGUGUCUUGUGGAGCUGUUCGAUGGGGACAAAAGAAUAAGGAUGCAUGAUCACCUUAGGGAUAUAGGAAGAGAGAUUGCAAGCAGACACUCACCAUAUCGGGUAUGGUUUACAGAGCAGAUUGUUAACAUGAAGAAACAUUCCAUGAAAAUAAAGUUGCUUCGAGGGAUACAACCUGCGGAUUCUUUUGUGGCAUUCAAAGAGUACAGACUUCAGUUCAUGGGAAUAUCAAGAAGAUCAUCUAAACGCCUUAGAUUCUCCAAUGGAUUGCAAAUUCUUUCUGUCAAAGGAAAUGAGUUUACAGAAGAAUUUGCACCAUUAUCAGAAGAUCUUGUGUGGCUUCGCUGGGAAGGUUUUCCCUUAAGGAGUCUCCCAUCAUGGCUUACAUUAAAAAAUUUAAGUGUUUUAGAGCUUCAUAAAGCUGAUGAGUUGGAAGAACUGUGGAAGGACAAUGUAGAACCUCCUUUGCAAUUGAGAGAGCUUAUUUUACUGGGUUGCCAAAAAUUGCAAUGGCUUCCAAGCUCAAUAAGAAGUCUUCAGUAUCUGAAAAGGCUUGUCGUUUACUUUCAUGGUAGCAGUUUGCCAGAAGAGCUCUGUGACCUCCAAUCACUGGAGUAUGUGCGAUUAUAUUCUCCAGUGCUAUCAUCGCUACCUACUGCUUUUGGCAAUUUAAUAAGUUUGAAGAAAAUAGAACUGCGGAAUUGUGAGCAGUUGAAUAUUUUGCCUGAUUCUUUCAAUCAGCUGAUACACCUGAAAGAUCUAAAUAUGAUAAGUUGUCAAAUGCUAUCUUCACUACCUAUUGAUUUUGGCAAUUUAAUAAGCUUGUGGAAUGUAGAUUUGUGGUAUUGCAAACAGCUGAGCACAUUGCCUGAUUCUUUCAGUCAGCUGAUACACCUACAAGUUUUAAAUUUAACAGGUUGUGAAAUGCUCUGUUCACUACCUGUUGGUUUUGGCAAUUUAACAAGCUUGCGGAAUGUAAGUCUGGGGAACUGCAAAAAGUUGAGCACCUUGCCUGAUUCUUUUAGUCAACUGAUAUACCUGGAAUUUCUAAAUUUAUCAGGUUGUGAAAUGCUAUCUUCAUUACCUGUUAGCUUUGGCAAUCUAAUAAGAUUGCAGAGUAUAAAUAUUGGCUCUUGCAUCCAGUUGAACACAUUGCCAGAUUCUUUCAAGCAGCUAACAAACCUGAUGUCUUUAAAUUUGUCAAAUUGUAAAAUGCUUUUUUCACUACCUACUGGUUUUGGCAAUUUAAUUUGCUUGCAGAAUAUAAAUCUGAAAUCUUGCAUCCAGUUGAGAACAUUACCAGAUUCUUUCAAACAGUUGAUAAACCUAGAAGAUCUAAAUUUGUCAGGCUGUGCAAAGCUUGAAUUGAGAUCAGAUAUCAUGGAAAACAUCAGGAAGCUCAAGGUUUUGAACCUUAGUGAUUGCAAGGAAUUGGAAGAUUUACCUCAUCAAAUCAUAUAUCAGGAGUCAUUGACUAAAUUAUAUCUACAAGGUUGUAUCAAGUUAAGAGCUGUACCGACAAACAUCAGCAAACUGAGCAAGUUAGAUUUGCUAACAAUUGAGACUCUGGUAUGGAAAAGCUUUCAAACUUCUCUUGUAAACUCAUCCUCUUUGAAGAGCAUUGAAAUUUUAAGUUCCGGAAGUAAAAUUGAUUCUAAUGCCAGGGCUGCUUCCUCACUUAAAACGCUAAAGGAACCUGACAUCGAAGACUGCAAACAAUUCUCCACGAUAUCAAUUUCCAAUGAGACUUUUCCCAUCCUUGAAACGUUCGUGGUUAGGAUGAAUCACUACUUCGUGGAGAUAGAGACGCUGCCAGUGUCGCUCAAAAUUCUAGAAAUAUACUCUUGCAAUUUGCUGAAGAACAUCACGUGUAUUAAAGAUCUGGUAAACCUUGAGGUUCUGACAAUAUGCGAUUGUCUGCAGAUAGAAGAACUUUCAAGCUUUGCUGAUUUGGUUUCACUAAAAGAAUUUAGAAUAAGAAAUUGCCCCAAAAUUGAGAAAAUGGAAGGUUUGGAGCACUCAAAGUCAUUGAAGGUACUGAUCGUGCAAACCUGCUGGAAGGUGCCAGGUAUACAGAGUUUAGAGAAAGUGGAACGAUUGGAAGAACUGGAGCUCAAAUGUGACACCAUAUCAGCUCUGAAACCUUGUAUUCAGUCUAUACAGGGUUGUCCAAGGAAGAUCUGGAUACAAGGCAGAGUGAUCCGGCUGGUGAAGCCAAUUGUAAACUCUUUGGAAUUUCCUGAUCUGGCGGUUAGGGAGGUGGAGGAGCUACCUGAUGUAGACAAGAUUCUAGAUGAGUGUGAUUUCAAUGCUCUUUUGUGCUAUGCUGAGGAGAUUGAUGAGGAGAGAAAAGUGGUACAUAUAUAUGUGGUAAAUACAUGUCCAUAUGACUAUCAAAAGAACUUAGCCAAAAGUUUCUUCCGCAUAAUUGAAGGAAACUUGCAAGGAAAGAAAGCAAUGCUAGUGAUGGGCAAAGAAGGAAGAGUUGUGGAGGCCUUUUACCAAUUAUUGGAAUUCCUGGAAGGGUAGGCUUAUUUUACAUACUCUUAGUCUUGUCUGUUCAGGUGGCACAUGUGAGGUCCCCUUAAUCCAUUCCUUUUGCCAAUGCCUGUUUCUACUCACCUAAGUCAUCUCGCUAACCAUUACAUUCACCAGUUAGCCGCCUAGCUCCCACGCAUACA
Molecule: messenger RNA, 2804 nt
Organism: Cryptomeria japonica (Japanese cedar)
Lineage: Eukaryota; Viridiplantae; Streptophyta; Pinopsida; Cupressales; Cupressaceae
Product: disease resistance protein RPV1-like
Biological process (GO): defense response to fungus
Molecular function (GO): protein binding
Source: RefSeq, a predicted model, not a curated record